Messenger RNA from Prorocentrum cordatum, 1722 nucleotides. The record is from the annotation of a GenBank genome assembly. NCBI's taxonomy places the organism in Eukaryota, Dinophyceae, Prorocentrales, Prorocentraceae.
CGCUGGCCAAGUGUUGCAUUUUGGACGCCCGAGAACGUUGCACUCUUAUAUCGAAUCCUCGUGACAAGCUGCGACAAUGACGGUUUCGAGGCAGUGGCAGGACAAUGGCUAUCACAGCGGUUGAGGGACAGACCAGCCAGCUGGAUUACGCCCUUGAGCCGCAUGAACAAACCGACGUUGCCCUGCCAGCACCAUGGCGCUCUCUGCCGCUCCCGUGCUGGUCGAGCUCGCGAUGGCAAGUUGUUGCCCCGCUCCGCGGCUCAAGCGCAGGUCCAGCUGCGACCCUCCGAGCCCACACCGCCUCUCGCUCACGUCCGUGCAACCAGACAUCUCAGCAUGCGCUCUCCCGUGCUCCUGGCGGCGACCUCUGCGCUCCGCCUCGGCGCGCGGGCGCUGACGCUGGGCCAGCAGGGCGCCGACCCUGACAUGGCGCGGGCCAGCUCCGGGGUGCCGGAGGCCUGCCCGGCGGCCCUGGGGCUGCCGGACUGCCCGCCGGGCGGCGGCGCGGCUCCUUCCGGCUGGCUGCUUCGACUACGGCCUCCUGGCCGAGGACAUGGCCGAGCUGGGCUUCGGCGCCGGGGGCUGCGCCCGGGCACUGGAGGUGGCGGGCGGUCGCGUGACGAGGAACAAUCCCCUGGCCAUCACGCCUGUCGAGGGAGGGGUGCCUCGCGCCAACGUGUCCCAUGCAAAGCCGGUGAUCUGGGUCCACAUACACAAGUCCAUGGGCACUUUCAUCUACUCGAUGGCAAUGCUGAACCACGAAAACGUUGUCCGGCCGAGCUUCCACGGGAACUGGUGGCCGUACGACACGCCCGACGCAGUCGACAAGGGAAAGGCGACGCAUGCCGAUUGUUCAAAGAGAGCCGAAUACUUUGCUUGGUCGAAUGUCACAUGGGCUCAGAUCGAGCACACCAUGGACGAAUACAAUCUAUGUCACAAUCAUUUUAAUUAUGGCACUCUUCUUCGAGAUCCAGACACACUCGCUAUCUCCAAGGCGAGUAUGGAGAUGUAUACACCGGAUGAGACGAUUGCCUCCAUGAGUUGCCUCGUGAGGAGAGGAAACGAUACCGAUCUGACCCAUGCUUGCAACCAUGCAGCUCCCCUCAAAAACGAUUGGAGACUGUGGUGGUUCUACGACAAUUUCCUCGUCCGGACGCUUGGCGGUUAUUCGGUAUGGUCGCUCCCUGCAGGGGAGAUUACCGAGGAGCAUGCGCACAAGGCGAUCGAGCGCCUGUCGAAGUUCGAGGUCGUGAUGUUCGCGGAGGACUUCAAGGAUACAGCAUAUCUCGAGACGGCGAUCGGUUGGCGCCAAGAGUUCUUCGAUACAGCAUACAAGAGGCCUUCCACUCAUGUGGUCGAGUUCACCGACGAACAGAAUAAACAAGCCAGGCUCACCAACAGGUUCGACUAUAUGGUGUACGACCACUUCAAGAGGAUCCCCAUGCAGAAGCGCGUCAACAAGUUCCAUUGACUCGCCACCGUCGUGUCGUCCUACCUGUGCAGGCGCAUCGCAGCGUGAAGGUUUCGCGGGUGCGCGAGCCGAGCCUCUGACCCUGCGGGUGCUCGCAGUUCGUUUUUUGUUCCCGCGAUAGGAUACGGAGGGUAUGGCCCCUGGAGCAGUGAUCUUAGCGCAUCGGUGGUUGUUGUUAUUUCUCACCAUCGCGAAUCGCUGUGCGACAGAAAGGGGCGGGGUGGCCUCGUGUAGGCGAAGCUCAUUGGGGC